AUGAACGCGCAGAGGAGGAGCCUCGAGGCCUCGCUGGUGGAGAGGGCUGCGUCAGAUGAGCGUGUGCGGCUGUUUGACUUGAAACUCGCUCACAUGGACGUGGCUUUGGCGGAAGCGCAGCACAAAGCCGACGCCUUGUACAUUGCAAGGAUCCAGGAAGAGUCAGAGUUUGCGCUGUCUUUAUGUCAGCGCCUGGAGGUUGGAGCGCAGACGCAGAUUUCCUGUAUGGUGCAGCUCCAGGAAACUUGGAGCAGGUUAUUGGAGGCUGAGGCUUCCGGCGGCAGCAAUCGACUCGCUGUUGUGCAGGAGCAGGCAGAGCUGCGCUACCAAGUUCAUUUUACACAGCAGCAGCGGGAAAAGGUCAUGACAGAGUUCGCGCUGCAGUUGCACAAUCUGCAGACGAUUUUGGAGAAGAAUUGGCACGAAGUUCAGUGCUUGUGCCAUGGCGGCUUCCAGCGCGAGUUAGACGUUCAACGCGUCAGGGGCUUGCCGAACUCUCAGGAAACUCUGCCGAUGGAGCCUGUCGCACUGGCUAGCGAUUUCCAGUCGGAGAGGGAUUGUUUGGAAGCGCAGGUGGCAGAGCUUCGCCAAGCCUUGUCCCUGAUGGAGUAUGAAGCAGCCGGGCAAGGGUCGACAUCCAGGACACUGGCGCUGGCUUCACGCACUGCUGCGAGUGAGCCAUUCAGGUUGGGCAACAGUCCUGAGCCUGGGCAUGGAACUCCCCAACUUCGGCGUGGAUGCUUGGCAGGAUCAGCCUUUGUCGCGUGGCGCGGUCUGGUCAUUGUUUCCCGAGAGCGGCGAGCCCAACUUGAACGCUUGCUGGCCUCGAUAUCUCGCGGCAAGUGGCGCAUCUUGCGAGCAAUGGCAUGGUUCGAGUGGCUUCGGAAGAGCUCUCUCCAUUCUCUGCGGAGGCGUCAUGCAGUGCACCGCCUUGCUACAGCACUGCUGUUGGCCAAGCGUCGACGCUGGCAGGAGGUUGUCAAGCUUUGCUGCAACGCACCUUCAAAGCGACUCGGACGACCACUUGGCGAUGAAACAGGGUUUGCUCCUGAUCAACCUUUGUCACUGCGACUGCUGGCGCAGCGCAACGAGAGCAUUGAACCGCGGGUGUCCAGCCAGAAGAGCAGACUCGUCGACUGCACGCAUCAGGAGAGCCAAGUCUCUUCCUCACACAGGCUCCUUCAACGAAGCCUGCGCGCCUGGCAUGCCCAACUCCGUUCUGUGCCCAGAGCCAAGGACAAGGAGACUCAUAGAAUGCUAUUGCGUGUGGUGACGUCCUGGCGAGGCGCGGCGGCAGGCUCACGAGCUCGAAGGGCAGCCCGGCGAUAA
This is a messenger RNA of Effrenium voratum, 1329 nucleotides long. The record is from the annotation of a GenBank genome assembly. Lineage: Eukaryota; Dinophyceae; Suessiales; Symbiodiniaceae.